Ogataea philodendri is the source of this 471-nucleotide messenger RNA. RefSeq lists its product as uncharacterized. The record is from RefSeq and is a predicted model, not a curated record. Gene Ontology annotation, molecular function: protein binding. The annotation marks the transcript as partial. NCBI's taxonomy places the organism in Eukaryota, Fungi, Ascomycota, Pichiomycetes, Pichiales, Pichiaceae. The transcript has a single exon.
UUUAACAAGCACCUACCAAAAUAUCUUGCUGAUAACGCAAACAAGGCAUUUUUAGAAGUAUUCCUUUUACUAGAAGGGCUAUACGCCGACGAGUUUGAUCUGCGCUUGGAGAGAAUGGAUGAUGAGGAUGUCAACUUCAAUGAUCUCUCUGAUAUAGAAUUGUUUCAAAACAAUGAGAAAGAGUUACUGCUAUUUACUAUCAAGCUUAAAGCGUUGAUGAAACUUGACCUACUGAGUAGUAAAGUCGUUUCCAGAAUCAGCUUAAACAAAGACAUUAUAGGGCCUUUGUUCAUGAAAGUUAUUGAUAAUUCAAUAUUUGAAACUAGUGAUGCUCCUGUUAUAGUGCCUCAACAUGCAAGUAGAAACUUAAAUCCGUCCAAUGAACAAAAUGUUCACACACAUAAUUCCCUAGAAGAAGAUAAUAACAACAAUACUUUUUCAGAAAUGAUUGAACAAUCCUCCGAGCUAUGA